This is a messenger RNA of Rotaria socialis, 1926 nucleotides long. The record is from the annotation of a GenBank genome assembly. NCBI's taxonomy places the organism in Eukaryota, Metazoa, Rotifera, Eurotatoria, Philodinida, Philodinidae.
AUGAGCCGAUUUUGUCUUACCUUUUUAUUUAUUAUAUCAUUUGUGAGUGCUGAUGUUUAUCUGCAUUUUCCACCGGGCUCGAACGAUCGAGUUAAUGAAAACACAGCGGAUCGUACAAAUGAAAAUAAUGCAUUUAAUUCUCAGAAUAAUAAUAAAGGUGGUUACAAUGUUCCUGAUGCUACUGCUCAGUCGUAUGGUACAAAUGCAUCACUUCAAUAUUAUCUUCAAUUCUUUCAAAGCGGUACAACCGGUGCGACAGUCUUACGUUUUGUUUGGACUAAUCAACAUGGUUGUGGUGGCAAUGAAGAGACAAAUUCACCGAAACAAGUAUGUAAUCUUAUUCUUCAGUACAUGUGUCAAGAUGAUGAUAUCGACGACAAUAAUCUUGAUAAAUUUCGUAAUGGAGUCAACACAGUAUCUCAAGAUUAUACGCGAACAAAAACUUCUGAUGCAGCUGGUAAAUUAGCUGAUGUUAAUACAACACGUCGACUUCAUGAAUCAUGGAAUUAUUAUGAUCGAUGCUAUAAUCGUGAACGAAACAAAGGACUUUUCACGGCUGAUAAAAAUUUACAAGGUAAUGGAGCUAUUUACACUCGGCAAAAUAGUGCAGGUACCAAAUACGGUUAUGAAUGUCCUGAAGAACGAGAUUAUUGGCCUUAUAUUAGCCCAUGGGCUGAUAUAGCAACUUUAACAAGUAAUACCGAUUUGUGCAGUUUUUAUCAACAAGAAAGUUUUAAUGUAAAGCCUAGAUACGAUUGUAUUGAAAUACUAAAUAAUGUAAGAACAUCAUCAAAAUAUAAUAAUGCAGGCAAUUGUACAGCAAAUGGUGGUCGAUGGUCAUUAUUAUAUUCUUAUCUUGAAAAAGCUUCAGCAUACACAACACAAUCAUCAUGUGAACGAACUUCAUCAAGCCAAUAUCAAUACAAAUGGGCAAUUCCUCAUGAUACAAUGACAGGAACAGCAGAAUGCCUUGUACUCCUACCUCAAGAAGGUCCAUCGUGUGGUCAAGCAUAUUGGUCACGAUCGAACUAUCUUGGAUUAAACUCUGAUGCUGAACAAUUAACGUAUAGUUGGACUCUACCCAGUUUUCCAUCAAAUAACGUUAAACGGUGUAUAGCUCGCAUCCGUUAUAACAUUUCAACAUUCGAUUAUGAUUUGUAUAAUAUUAAUGCCAGUAGUAAUGGAGCUAAAUCGCCAGUUAAAGGUGAUCCCGUUGUUACUGUUGAUGUUGGUAUCAAAUUACAGAUAAAUUUGAAUACAAAUCAACUUGGACGAACAUUUCAAGAUCGAACACAUAUUUUCAAAAUUUUACCAAGACCAAGCGGUAUCGGCGAUAGUGAAAAUAUCUAUAAUUGGAAUAUGCUAGGCAAACGUGGAAAUAUUGUUCAAACUUAUCCAGCUGUUGAAUAUGAUUUUACGCCAAGAAAUCUUGAAAUUAACAGAAACGAUCUCAUUCAUAUACAAUGGGCAGGUUCAAAUACGCAUAAUAAUGAAGGUAAUUCUGAUGGAGAACCUGGUGCUGAAGGGCAAGGAAAUCCGGGAACCGAUCGAUCAAAUCUUGUAGAAAUUCGAGAUCGCGAUGAAAAUUAUCCAUAUCCAUAUGAACAAACAACAUUUUGGAAGAAUGUCAAUGUUCGUUGGAGCCCAAUGAAUAAAUCCAAUGAUAAUAUUCGAAAAGAUGAUCUUGCUCUUUAUUUCGCUUCAUCUGGUUAUUACCGUUGUCAACGUGCAGCUGAUUGUACAGGAGCGAAUAGCCCCUAUACACUUGGAAGUCAAACAAAACAAUUAGACAGUCUUCUCGACGUGGCUUCAGCUUCAUUUGCAGGCGCUGUAUUAAAAGUCAAUCCAGGUACUUAUUAUAUGAUGUGUACAAGAAAUAAUAACUUCAGCAAUCGUGCUCAGAAAGGAACAUUAACUGUAACUUGA